AUGGCUCGUUUACUCUUAGCCGCCGUAUGCAUCUCUUUAUUGGUACUUGCUACGUUUGCUGAUAUCGAACACGAAGAGCACGGACAUGGUCAUGACCACGACCACGAUGAUCAUCAUCAUCAUCAUCAUGAUCACGACGGACACGAUCAUCACGACCAUGAAGCACACAAGAAUCUGUUCACAGGAGGAAUAAAAAUGAAAAAUGAAGAAGAAGAACAAGAACAACUUCGUUUUAUUGCGAUGAAAAUCGAUGCCGAUCAAAAUGGUAAAAUUUCUCGUGAAGAAAUGCGUAACUAUAUCGAACAACGCAUGAAAGAACAACAUGUACGUGAAGCGGAUGACUUUAUCUCUACACUUGAUCCCAGUAAAACAAACAAGAUUUCAUUUCAAUCGUAUACCCGAGAUAAUUAUGGCGAUUUGAAUCUUAAUGAAUUAGAAAAGAAAGACAAGUCGGAUUUACGUUCACGUGAAACACGACGUAAUUACCUGUCCGAUAAAGCAAAAUGGACACAUCUUGAUGAAGAUGGUGAUCAGUAUUUAACCUACGAACAAUUCCGAAAAUUCCUUCGACCAGAAGAUCAUGAAGACUUACGUAAACUUGAAAUUACCAGUAUUCUCACAGAAUACGAUGAUAAUAACGAUGGAAAGAUCUCCAAUGAUGAAUACUUGAAAAUGACAGAAGCAGAAAGUGGCACAGCUGAAUCUUUAGGCGAAGAGCUCGAUACAAACAAAGAUGGUUUUGGGGAUUACGAAGAAUUUGCUCGUUAUUAUUUACCAACAUUAUCCUCAGCAGCCGACGAAGAAACCGAUCAUUUGCUUAAAGAAUGUGACACGGAUAACAAUGGUUAUUGCACAUCGGCCGAAAUCGUCGAUGCUUACAGCUCAUUUGCCGGCUCGCAAAUAACAGAUUUUGGUGCUGAUCUCGAAAAGAAAGUGGAGCUCUAA
Molecule: messenger RNA, 945 nt
Organism: Adineta ricciae
Lineage: Eukaryota; Metazoa; Rotifera; Eurotatoria; Adinetida; Adinetidae
Source: the annotation of a GenBank genome assembly